Cuscuta europaea is the source of this 1301-nucleotide messenger RNA. NCBI's taxonomy places the organism in Eukaryota, Viridiplantae, Streptophyta, Magnoliopsida, Solanales, Convolvulaceae. The record is from the annotation of a GenBank genome assembly.
UUUAUUUUCGAUUUACAAAUACGAAACGUGCGGCACUUGUAGUUAGAGAAGCGCCUCUGCACCCGUUCGCCACUUUGUUCUCAACUCUUCUCACCUCCUGGGCGAGACAAGCUACCUUUAGCUAGGACCUAUUUAAAAAAACGUGCGGCGCUUUACAAUUAAAAGCGUCUGGAAGUUAAUUUUAACCUAGCUAGCAGCUCCUCGAUCGAUCAGGCGCCCGACAAAGGAAAAGACAGAGGUGCUGUAUUGAAGUUAUUUGUGCAUCCGCCGUCCGCAGCAGGGCCUACAUCCACGACAUCUACAUCCACAGAUUGAGUAAAGAGACUCGGCGAUAGAUCUAUAACCCGUCGUCCGCAGUAGGGCCGUCCGCCGUCCGCAGCAGGCCAUCCGCCGUCCGCAGCAAGCCGUCCGCAGCAGGCCGUCCGCCGUUGAUGACGAGGUCCGCCGUCUGCAGCACUUCCGACGACGAGGUCCGCCGUCUGCAGCACUUUCGACAACGAUGUCCACGCCACCUACCUGCCACGACAUCGGCCCUGUCACCUCCUACCGCUGCUCUGCCACCGUUGGGGACUCCGAUUUUGGACAUUGUCACCGGCAGAAUCGUAAACUAGGGUUAAGCAGACGCUUGAAGGCACCGUCGUCAAGGCGUAUCUUCCCACUAGCAGUCAAAAUGGUGAAGGGACGUCAAGGAGAGCGCAUCAGACUCUAUGUCAGGGGGACAGUCUUGGGUUACAAGAGAUCGAAGUCGAACCAGUAUCCAAGCACCUCAUUGGUUCAGAUUGAAGGAGUGAACACUAAGGAGGAAGUGGGUUGGUACCAGGGAAAGCGUAUGGCUUAUGUCUACAAGGCUAAGACAAAGAAGAACGGAUCUCACUACCGUUGCAUCUGGGGAAAGGUCAGUCGGCCUCAUGGAAACAGCGGUGUCGUAAGAGCUAAGUUCAAGUCCAACUUGCCGCCCAGAGCCAUGGGAAACAGUGUCAGGGUUUUCAUGUAUCCUAGCAAUAUCUAAGUGAAGAAGAUGAAGAAUAGGACUAUUGCUGCAGUGCUUCAGGGAGCCUACUCUUUAUUUAUAAAAUUUUCAGAGUUAAACUUCCUGUGUUUUUCAUAUUUACUGUUUAGACAACUUUGUUGUGUGUUUAAUGAACAAACACAUGGUCUAUUACUUCUGUUAUUUGACAUCCUUUUUAACUGCAUCAUCUGUUUUGUUCACAAAAGAACUUGAUGACGUUUCUUCUUUUGUUCCAUUUACAUAGUUCUUGACGUCAUUGCUUUUUACAUCUCAAGAUUAUUAGUUGCUGCAA